Molecule: messenger RNA, 5408 nt
Organism: Schistosoma turkestanicum
Lineage: Eukaryota; Metazoa; Platyhelminthes; Trematoda; Strigeidida; Schistosomatidae
Source: the annotation of a GenBank genome assembly
CAACACCGUUGUGGCCAUCGCUAACUCGCGCGCAUCUUCGCGUUAUCGAAUUUGCGGUAGUCAAAGUGGUUAAAUCUAUCGCUUUUUCAUUUGUGAAGUUUCUGUCAUUGUGACUACUGAUAUGUCCAACUCCGCUGCUGAUGGUGCUGAGCGCAAACUCGGAACUUUAUCCAAAACUUCAGGUGAAAAGUCUGUACGGAAACGAUCCACUGGUGAUCAACAAGGUGCUGGCGCUGUGGAUGAAGAUGUAUUCCGACAGUCUUUUAUACCAUCCAUGUCGAUCACUGCAUCUUCCGCUAAAGAACUUACCGAGAUUAUGAAUCGUAUAAAAGAUACACUUUCUGGGAAUCCUGAAGAAUGGGAAAAACGUGUCGAUGCGCUAAAAACAUUACGUGCUAUAGUUGCCAAUGGUGCAUUACAAUAUGAUGAAUUUUUUCCUUUAUUAAAAACUUUGGAAAAUUCCAUAGAUGUUUCCUUGCGUGAUUUAAGAUCGUCAGUUGUACGUGAAGCGUGUAUAACAGUUGCCUUUUUAUCUCAAGAAAUUCGUAAUCGUUUUGAUCGAUUCGCUGAAGGUAUUUUACAAACAAUUAUUGCGCUAUUAUCAAAUAGCGCUAAAGUUAUGGCAACUAGUGGAGUGGUUGCAAUGCGAUUUAUCUUAGAGAAUACAUGCUCUUCUCGUCUUCUUCCCAUUCUCACUUCUUCAUUAUCAUCCAAGUCUAAUAUUACCAGAAAAUGCAUUUGUGAAUUCUUAGAAAUCAUUUUUCGAACUUGGCCGGUAAAUAUUCUUGAAAAAAAUCUCCCUGUAUUACAAGAUGCAUUAAAACGAGGUAUUUCAGAUGCAGAUCAAGAGGCUCGAUUGUUUUCUCGACGUUCAUUCCCAUUAUUUGUUGCUAAAUUUCCGGAACAAGCAAAUUUAUUUCUACAAAAUCUUGAUGUACAAAAACGUAAACUAAUUGAAAAAGAUUUAAUUGCUGCAGGUUUAUCCGAUGAUAUUAGUGCCGGGGAUACUAGUACAACUGGAUCAUCAAGGAAUCAGUCUAGUAAUAAUAGUAUUAGUAGUAGUCAGUCGAAUCCACUUUAUCAAAGUACACGUAGACCAAAUCGACCUGUACUAGGUACUAGUUCAUUAGCCAAUAAUACAAAUCGUAAUCGUCCACCAUUGACCAGUCAAAAUGAAUAUAAUACCGUUGGUCGGUAUUUCCGUCAACGAUCAAUAGCUUCAAAUUAUGACGGUCGUCCACGUCCAACUGGUGGGAAAAUUAUAUCACAAUCACAGCCUACAAGUCGUGAAGUUUCACCAUCACGUCUAGCCUAUUUCGCUGCCUAUGGUAAUGCUGCACCUAAUAAUAAUGAUACACAAAAAUUACAAUUCAAUACAGCUAACACUAGUCGUAAUGGUACAGUAGGAUUGGUGGAUAGUAAUAAUGCUAAUACUACUACUACUACCACUGGACGUAUUACACGUGUAGGCAUGAAUUCACGUGUUCCACGUAGUCAAGGUGCUAGUCGAGAAGCAUCGCCUACAAGAUCUACUGCAAGCGGUUAUGCUGGACCUCCAUAUCAGUCUAAUAAUAGUUUUCAAUUAUCCGGCACAGGUCAAAUUGGACAAAUGAGUUAUCGGCGACAACAACAACAAAGACCAUCUCUUGGUACUCUAAGUGAUUGUGCAGAUCUUGGCGAUGGACCUUUAUAUGGUCGACAUUAUUCAGUCGGUAACAGUCGUGGCCCAUACGGUUCAGAUGAUAAUUUCAGUGAAACAUCCUCUCAAUGUUCUGAACGUUCUGGUCGUUCAGUACCUGGAUAUCGGCGCCAAUCUUCGGGUAAAGUGACUCGUAAUUUAAAAGAAAUCAUUUCUCAACUUCAAGCUGAUCAAUGGUCUGAUAGAAAAGAUGGUUUAACAAAUUUACAAAAUUAUAUGCGUUCUGGUUAUCCUUUAAAUCCAGAUGAUAUUCAUUGUUUAACUGAAAUAUUUUCUAAAAUGUUUUCGGAUUCUCAAAGCAAAGUUGUCAGUUUAUUUAUGGAUACAUUGCAAUUUUUUAUUAAAGAAUAUAAUCCAUUACUUCGUGAUUGGCUUUACACAGUAUUAAUACGUUUGUUAUAUCGUCAAAGUCAUGAAGCUUUAAGCAGUCAUCAAAAAGCGAUACAAGAAACACUUUUAGUCCUCAGAUCUCAUUUCCCUUUGAAUUCACAAUUCACUAGUUGUUGUCGUUUCAUUAUGGAUAAUGCAUAUACACCAAAUUUUCGUGUUAAAACUUGUCUAUUAGAAUAUAUGAAAGAUUUAAUUUUAAUGAUGAGUCCAGAUGUCAUUGCCAGCCCGUCGAAUGAAGUGAUUAAUGCAAUUGGAAAAAUUGUCUGUUGGUCUACUGAACCAAAAUCAGCUGAUGUUCGACGAAUGGCUUCUCGUGUUGUUAUCAAAUUGUUUGAUUUGAAUUCGACAAGUUUUUCCAACUUGUUACAAUCACUACCUCGUGGAGUACAAGAUCGUGCACAUGAAGUGCUAAAAACUUACCAAAAGACUGCUACAGGUGGUGGUCUAAUGAAUUUAACCGAUACUAAUCACAAUCCUUCUUCAUGGAAGUCAACAUCUGUCGAUCAAGAUCAUAUGAUGUUUUCACCACCAACUAGUGGACGGUAUGGAUCAUUUACUGGACCAUAUUAUUCUUCUCAACGUUCUCAUAAUUCAACUGGCGGUAGCAGUGGUCGCGUAAGCCCUGAAAGUAUGAAUCGUAUUAUUCGUGAAACAACCGAUGGUCUUCAGUCACUCUCAGUUUCAGGCGGUAUUCCAACUUCAGCAGUGACAAGUCCAACACGUAGAGCAUCCGCUGAUCCAAGCUAUACAACCAACGAAUAUACACAUGUUACAAAUGGAAAUGCAGGUGUUUUACGUACAAUGCAACCAAAUAAUUUUCCUAAUUCACAACCAACAGCAUUAAAACAGCCUGAUAUUGUCCCAUCUAAUAUAAACCCAUCCUACGCUUCCCUACAAGGUACUGCUGCUAACGAUCCAUCACUUCAGUCUACAUAUGGUUUACGUACAAAUAAGACUCCUUUAAAUCCACUUGCCAAUUAUGAUGCUAACGAUGGGCCCCCCAAAUUAAAGAAACCAGUAAUUGGUUAUCAAACGUUAAAAAAAAUACGCGAAAUGCCUCCCGAAGAUAUCAUGUCUGAAAUACUUCAGGAAUUGUCGAAUCAUAAUGAACGUUAUGAACAAAGAAAAACAUGUAUGUUAAAGCUGAUCAAAUUAUUAUGUGAUGGUGCUAUUACUAAUUGGGAUGAAUAUUUUAAGCCAACUUUGUUAAUUCUACUAGAAACAUUAGGUGAUGAUGGACAUGAAGCCAGAGCACUUGCACUUCGUGUACUUCAAGAAUUAGUACGAGCUAAACCAGAUUUAUUUCAUGAUUUUGCAUAUUUAUUUGUUAUUAAAGUACUGGAAGCUUGUCGUGAUAGUGAAAAAUCUGUUAUUCGAGCUGCAGAAGAAUGUGCUAAUACAGUUGCACAAUAUCUUCCACAAGAAUUAUGUCUUAAUGUAUUAACACCUCUGAUUAAUGAUUCCAAAUUACAUAUUAAUUUGCCUGCAAUUAAAAUGCAAAUGCAAGUGAUACGAAAUUCUUCACCGGAAUUAGUACAUGAAUUUAUUAAUGCAUUAAUUCCUGGACUUGUUAUUGCUUGUAAUCAUGAAGAGAGUGCUAUACGUAAAGCCAGUGUAUUUUGUUUAGUUGCAAUAGCUAUGAAACUAGGCGAUGAUAUUUGGAGUUAUUUAACUGAAUUAAAUGCUGGCAAAAAACGCCUUUUGAAACUGUACAUUGAUCGUCAACAAUGUCCAACUACAUCAGACGAUUCAAUCACGACAAGAAGUUGAUACCAUUGAUCAUCAUCAUGCAGGUGUUUGAUAAAAUAAAAAGUCAUGUCAGCUAUAUAGAAUAACAUAUUUGUGUACUAUUAAAUCCACUAAUGUUAUGAUCAAUCUAUUUUACUUUUACUCUCUUUUGCUCUCUCUCUCUCUCUCUCUCCGUGUGUGUGUACCAUUUUUGUCAUUGCUAACUAACGUCUACUGUUGUUGCCGUCAUCGGUGUCGUCGUCGUUAUGUGUGUAUCACUGACGAUAAUCAAAUGUUUCAGAGGAUGAAUGAAUGAGAAAAAAAAUUAAAUUGUGCAUUUUUUUUCUUAUAAAAAAUUCCCUCAAUUUUAUUUUGUAUAAACCGUCAAAAAUGCAUACAUAACCUACACAACAUACAUGCUUACAACCAAAUUGAAAUUAAAAAAAGUAAGAGAGAGAGAUUGGCAUUUUAUUAUUUGAAGAAGAAGUAGAAUAUGAUGUCACUUGCAGUCUAUUGUUGGAAUUCCCUUUUUUUUCGGGUUUUUAAGCUUCACAAACCAUAUUCACUAUUAUAUGUGGUUCCUGUCUUUUUCCCCGUUAUACCAACCACAUCAUCUUUGACAACCUGAUCAAAAACUGAACUAAAAAAUCACUGAUUUAAUAAAAAUACGCAAAAAAGGUUGAUCAAAAAUAUGAAAAGUCUAACUGUGCUCAUUUUUUUCACUUGAACUCACCGCCUGCCUACACACACAAUUCAACAUAGAACAACACAUUGAGAGAAGGUAGAUGUGUUGUUUUUUCAAGCAAAGAAUACAUCCAUACACAAUGUUUGAAUUCACCUAAUUAGUGUAGUAGAUCAUCAACUGGAUAAUUGAUUUUUAUCCAAUCAGUCGUCGUCAACUAAUCAUAACUUAUGAUGAUACUCCAAUCACCAUUUUUCAUGUUAGUGAAUCACACAAACAAACUCUUAGUUGUUUUUUUCUAAAAUCCAAUCCGAUGGAAUAUACACAUCAAUUAGUUGUGUAUCAUCUGUUUUAUUUGCCAGCAGUAAUAGUAGUAGUACCACCAUGUACGUGUGUGUAUAUCAUGCAAAAUCUUGUGUAUUUGUUUCUUUUUCUUUGAUGUUUGUCUGUUUGUUGAUAGAUAUUUUACUUUUGUGAAUAGUAAAUGUGUUUGUGAAUCAGUAAAAUUUUUUACUCCUCAUCAUUCUUUCUUCAAUAGUCCUUUUCGUCAAUGAAUACUCUGUUUUAUAUUCCAAUAGUCCCCCCCUACUCUCUCUCUCUCUCUCUCUGUUCAUUUUGAUUGAGAUCAACAACAAUAACAAUAAACUUGAUCGGAUUAUCAGGUUAUUUUAUGAUCAUAGUUACCUCGUCUUAUUUCAUUCAUAUUUGGUAUAAACCCAGUAAGUACCUUGAUUCAAUGUUAAAAGAGAAACUCUUGGGAGUUUUUUUUCCUUCUUUAAAUGAACUAUUUGUGUGUAUACAUAGUGUAUUUUUUACAAUGCGUCAUUUUGUGUUGAUAAUCCCCCUGAAAUGGAAUUUUGUUUGUGUAUGUUUGAUGAAGUGCACUAUCUCUGUCUCUCUCUCUCUCUC